Prunus armeniaca (apricot) is the source of this 312-nucleotide messenger RNA. The record is from the annotation of a GenBank genome assembly. NCBI's taxonomy places the organism in Eukaryota, Viridiplantae, Streptophyta, Magnoliopsida, Rosales, Rosaceae.
AUGGUUGUUAAUUACCCAAAACGGGAAUGCCAUGGGGCCGUUCUAGGAACUUGGGUUCAGAAUUGUGAACCUCCAGAGGACCGGUCCCACGGCUGCAUUUCAUCGAACACGUCGAGUUCAUCUUCUAUGGUUUCUUCUGGGCUUCCUGGGUUGCUCCGUGAUGGAGGUAAAUGGGUCUCAUGGACACGAGGAGCUGCAGAUGCUCGAGUUGCUGAAGAGCCUCUUCGACCCAAUGAUCCCACUAACUCAUCAUCGUUUUCCUUCUCAAGCUCUGCAAUUGCAGAGCAGAGAGAAGCGGGCGGGUACUCAUAA